AGAAGUGCUCCCAAACUGAUACUCACAGAGAUAACGCACAUUUAAGCGGCACCCAAACCAUCCAACUACGUAUAGAACCCCAUGCACAGAACGCAGCGAUGUCCUGCAUCAACUAUCCGUCUAAUUAUCGGGUAAUUAUGGAAACACCCAUAUCCACCAUCAGUAAUCAGCCAACAAUAGCGGAGCAGCCGUUAACUCCGGUACAAUGUUCCUGUCAACGAACUUUCCAACAGCAAAACCAACAUCAUCAAUCGUCAUAUCCACCGCCGCAGACUAMGCAGUCAACACAACAGCCGGCAAAUGCAACGCCGCAGCAACAAAUACAACAAAUACAACAAUUGCACCAACAGCAGAAGCCAUCACUUCAACAACAACAGCAGCAGCAAAUGCAAUUGUAUCAGCAACAACAACMACAACAGCAAUUGCAACAGUUUGUAAACUGCUUAAAUCAACAGCCUGUUGAGCAAGCUUCGGCCAGCAAAUCCAGUCAGCAAGAUUCGCAAAAUUCACAAGCUUCUACUGUAACAACAGCCGGUCUUUUCAGCAAAGCCUAUUGCAUUCGCUCGACAUCAGAAUCAGGUGGCCAACUAAGCUGUCGCUGCCCAUUUGAAAUUUCGAUAUCCUCGGCACAUCCACCRGCAAGGCCGUCUUUUGAAGUACGUUUACCUAGUGGCAUGGCGUCGUCAAACUAUAGCGGUAGAAACAACUUGAGUGAAGAAGAGUUCUAUUCUCUGAGUUCGGCAUCUUCAGAUCGGGAUGAUUGCAUGCCAUCGGCAGCGAUCAAAGGAAAAGCUAAAAGUGGUAGUAAAACAAAGAAUCGMUUUGCAGACUGCGAAUGCCCGYCAUCAGUACAAGAGAAUAAGACCAAGGCGAGUGCGAACGCGAACGCGAACUCGAAUCCUCCACGAAAUGUAGCUAUACUGCAAUUGCUGCGCGAAGUCGUACAGUUAAUCAAUCAGGGUGACGAGAACGGUACUGGCUGUGGUUGUGGCGUUGCAACAACGAAAAUGCGCAAUAUCGGCGCACUUGGUUCAGAAGAAUCGAUGGCCGAUAAUGGUCCAUUCAAUUCYGGUUUUAAAAUAACAUUCACACCCAGCCGUAAAGGUACCAGUCCAAAUCAAUCGAUUGCUCAUUCGGAAAURUCUGAGCCACAACCUGUAGGUCAGCCCGUUAAUAUACCACUACAGUUGCCAUGUAAUCUCAUAAUCACACCAAACUUACUAACUUGUGCACCUUGCUCACCAUGUGUACCUUUGUCUAAUGUGGSAWUSCCACCGCCRCAGAAGAUGCAAAUCACUGCUGGAUCCGAAGCGCCCAUAAAGUCUUUGAAGAAGGUAAAGGUUGGCGAAAAGAAUACAGAAGGCUAUUGCGGCUCUAAGGGCAUGCCCUGUGGUUGCAUAGGCGAUCUGGAGCUAAUCGAAGAGAUAGCGACACUUGCGCUCGCUGCAGACCCCAAAAAUCGCACUGAACCRUCUAGUCAGCCUUGCGAGGAAGAUAGUCGAUAUGGUGCAGGCGCAACUUUUGAUAUUAGUCCGAUUGUAUGUGGCAAGGGUUGCCCUGAAGAAUGCACCUGUAAGCAGCCAUGCCUUUGUCCGGUACACGGCUUCUACGAACCGACUACCAUGCUGGAUGACGAAGAAUGCGAAUGCAUAGACGUCGAUGAUACUGGAAUAGUCACAGAACCGAGUCAAUCGCAGACCCACGUCUCGGCCGCACCAUCCGCCACUGCCAGUCAGCGUACGAACCAAACGAACAAAACGAAGAGUGAUUGUACCGAAUGUAGCUGCUGCCAUUGUCAGGCGAUGCGUGACAAACAAAACUGUUCCACCAUUGCCACUCAGAAUCAGGCCAAGGAUCAAUGCAGUUGUAGUGAACUACGAUUCUUUAUCGAUUCCAUAAUAAUGGAUCUGGAUGCCAUGGAGCAAGCGCGACGCAAGAAAAAUGCCGAACAGAAUACAACACCCACACGUGGUAGGAUCUGCCCGCGUCAAAGCUUCCCCGUUACAAUCACAGAAGUCUCCGACCUAGGCAUCUCUUCGCUCUACGUCAAAUGGGUGAUUCACGACUGCUGUGGAAUUGGCGGCUAUGAGAUUUACGUCGACGGUUAUUUAACGAAUCGUUAUUUCCACUGCAAUCACGAAGCUGCUGUGAUUUGCGAUAUCGAUGUAACGAAGGCGCACAAGAUAGUGCUAGUUGCACAGCCGAAGCAAGCCGACUGCAGCUGCGGUGACAACAUGGAGAACAAGUGCAARGAGUUGAUGCGUAAGGGCGAUGCCGAUAAAAUGGACAAAACGAACGUGCCACCUUCGGCACUCUGGGUGCCCAGCAUUUAUUUAUACGAUCCUUGUGACAAACGGGAGGGAACGCCGAUCAAUCGCCCCAACCUUUGAGGCACAUAUUUUUUGCGGUGGUUAUGUGCGCGUGGCUUUGUGCGAUAUUUGCUGGCAGCUACAGAUUUUGUAAUGAACAAAAAUAAAUAAUUAAUAACGGUAUUUACGAAGGUGGAAAGGAUGAAGGGCGCGCAUAUUUUGGAAUGUAGCAAAAGCUGCAUGGAAUAAAUAUCAAAAAAGAAAAAUAAUAAUMAUAACACAAAAACAACACAAACGCCUAAAAUAGGGGGAUUUUUAAAAUUUAAGGUUCCCGUUAAAAUUUAAAAAUAGAAUGACGUGAAAUGCUAGUCAGUGAAAAUUAAAAGUUAAAACUAAAAAAAAUCACAAAUUCGAAAUUGAGCGCAAUGAAAUUAUAACUGCUUAUAUUGUAUACAUAUAUAUGUAUGGCAAUUGCCGUUAGUUAUUAGCAGAUGUCUAAGCAGACAGCGGCUUGAYUUAUUGAAAAGGCGAAUGCACUAUGGAAUUCGCAUGCCAGUUAUUAAAAAAAAAA
Molecule: messenger RNA, 2880 nt
Organism: Bactrocera latifrons
Lineage: Eukaryota; Metazoa; Arthropoda; Insecta; Diptera; Tephritidae
Exons: 4
Coding region: 99-2390 (763 amino acids)
Source: RefSeq, a predicted model, not a curated record